This is a messenger RNA of Fraxinus pennsylvanica, 2001 nucleotides long. Lineage: Eukaryota; Viridiplantae; Streptophyta; Magnoliopsida; Lamiales; Oleaceae. The record is from the annotation of a GenBank genome assembly.
AUGGGAAAAUCCAAUAAGAAAUCAGCUUCCAAGGUCGAUGCAGCUCCCGCUGUUGCCGUACCCACUAAACCAAUGAAAAAAGGUAAGAGAGAAGCUGAGGAUGCUCUAGAGAAGCAUCUGGUGAGUGCUAAGAAGCAGAAGAAGGACGUGGAAGUGGGGAAGAAGGAUGAGGCUAAGGCUCAGAAGAAGAUCGUCAAAAAGAAAGUGAAAUCUUCUUCAAAAGAACAGCUCAAGGUUAAGGCACCCGGUAAGAAGGGAGGAGCAGUGGUCAAACAGCCUGUGAAAGAAUCUAGUAGUUCUGAAGAAGAAACGUCUUCUGAUGAUGAGCCUGUUGCCAAAUCUACUUCCCUCUCAGCUAAAGGCCCAAAAGUUGAUGCCAGAAAUGUUGUGACCAAAAAUAUCCAACAAUCUAGCAGUUCAGAUGAUGAUAGCGAUUCUGAUGAGGAUGAAGUUCCUAAAACAAAGGUACCGGUGCCAACCAAGAAGCCUGUGGUGGCUGUUAAGAAUGGAACUGUAGAGUCUGACUCUGAUGAUGAAACUAGUGAUUCAGAAGAGGAUGCAAGUGCACUCAAGAUGCCUUCUUCAGUUGCAGCUAAGAGCAGCAAUGUUGCAGUAACGAAGAAAAAUGAGUCAAGUGAUGAUUCUGAUUCUGAAGAUGAGUCUAGCUCGGAUGAUGAUGUUGCAGCAACCAAGAAAGUUCCUGCUACUGUGACUAAAAACACCCCUGUUGCAGCUUCAAAGAAGGAUGAGUCGAGCAGUGAAGAUGAAAGCUCAGAUGAAGAUGUUCCUGCAGCUAAAAAUGGCUCAGUGGUUGCUACAAAGAAGAAAAAGGAUUCCAGUGAGGAAUCAGACUCUGACAGUUCUGAGGAAAGUGAUGAUGAACAGCCUCAACAGAAAAAGCUGAAAGUUCCUAUCCCUGCAACUCCAAAUGCUGUUAAACCUAGCUUAAAAGCUACAGAAGAGGAUGAUAGUAGCAGUGAAGAGGAAAGCUCUGAUGAUGAUGAACCAUCAAAAAUGGAAGGGGUAAAGAAGUCUAUUUCUGCUUCAAAGGAUAGCAGUUCAGAGGAAGAGUCUUCAGAAUCGGAGGAAGAAGAGAAACCUUCCACAACUCCCAAGAAAAAGGAUGCUGGUGUGAAAACGACUCCAUCAAAGGAGACUCCCAAGACGCCUGCUACUCCUACAGCGCAAAACACAGGCCCCAAAUCUCUAUUUGUGGGGAAUCUUUCCUACUCAAUUGAGCAGGCAGAUGUUGAAAAUUUUUUCAAAGAUGCUGGUGAAGUUCUUGAUGUUCGCUUUGCCACGUCUUCUGAAGAUAAUUCAUUUAGGGGCUUUGGCCAUGUUGAGUUUGCUACUGCUGAAGCAGCAGAGAAGGCCCUCCGUGAAUUGAAUGGUAAAGAUCUGCUUGGUCGUCCUGUGAGACUAGAUAUGGCGAAGGAAAGGGGAUCAUACACUCCAAGUGGUGGCAAUGAGACGAACUCAUUCCAGAAGGGAGGGAGGCCUCAAGGGCAAACAAUAUUUGUUCGUGGUUUUGAUAAAUAUGACGGUGAAGACAAGAUUAGAGGUUCUCUUGAAGAUCAUUUUGGUUCCUGCGGUGAAAUUACAAGGGUUUCCAUUCCAAAAGAUCAGGAUGGUGGUGUUAAAGGGAUAGCCUAUAUUGAUUUUAAGGAGAAUGCCGCCUUCAACAAAGCUCUGGAACUUGAUGGAUCUGAAUUCGGGGAGAGUUCUCUGUCAGUGGAAGAGGCUAAGCCUAGAGGUGAUAGUGCUGGUGGUGGCAGAGGUGGCAGGAGUGGUGGCCGGGAUAGUGGCGGUCGCUUUGGUGGUCGAUUUGGAGGUGGCCGUAGUGGUGGUGGUCGAUUUGGAGGUGGCCGUAGUGGUGGUGGUCGCUUUGGAAGUGGAGGUGGUGGUCGCUUUGGAGGUGGAGGAAGAGGACGUGGAACUCCUGGGAAGCCAAGCAUGUUUGCUGCUGGUGCAGGGAAGAAGACUACAUUUGGUGAUGACUAG